AUGCAGUGCGCGGGCCGGCGGGGCGGAGGGGAGCCCACGGCCCGGGUUUCCGCUCGCACCGAGACCCGGGCGCAGAGCGAGUGCGUCCCCACCAGCCUGGCCGCCGCGGGAACUCGGGGACCGGGAGGGCGGGGGUUAGCGGGAGGAAAGGGUAAGCUGAAGAGGGGCUGGGAACGGGAGGGAGGCUCGGGGCGAACGGGCCGUCGCGUUCAUUUCCAUAAGAAAGCUGAAAUCGCAGUUGGAAGCAGGAUUUCUCGCCCCUGCAGCCCUUCCCCCAUACCCGGUUUUCUGCAAGAAGCGGGCUCCGGAGCUCAGAGCCCGAAGUGUGUGCUCUGGUCUUUGAUGAUGUUAAUAAAAUGUGGUUUCAAAUGUUGUCCCGAAGAGGCCGGUUUCCUGUCUGUAUGUGGAAUGGAAGGACCGUGCCGGAGUUGUGUUCUCACCACCCACUUUGUCGGCGGAGGAGAAACACCCCUGCCUGAUGGGUUCCUGCACCUGCUCCUAGCCCUGAACUCGGGCCGUGAGCUCCUAACUGCCGCCUGCUCUGCGCUGAGCCCCACUCCUGAGACCGCGAAGUGCCAGAGCAGCGCCUCUCCCACCAACUCCUAGACGCCUGUAGGAGCUUCGCCGGAGCCUUCAGAACCCCGUGGGGGUGUGGGGGUGAAAUUGGAGGUCAUCCGGGUGAUUUUUUCUUACUUUUUCCCAAUUGUUCUCCUGCGUUGAUUUCAACUCUUCCAGUCUCCCGGUGCUGGGGCGCCAAUCCUUUACCACCAAUUCCUACCCACCAGCUGGAGGUCGGGGCCCAGGGUCACCCCAGAGUUCUAUGGUGGCAGGGGGCGCCGAGUAGAGGGGCGGGAGGAGCUGGGUCCUCGGGAACCAAAGGGGACCUCAGCGGGGGCGGAGUGCGCAGCCUUGGCUGCUGGGAAAUGCCCAACUAGCCGCUGUGAGUGCCCACAGCGCGUCGUGGGGGCGUCCGUUCUGCAGCUCGGGUGACUCAGAAGCCCCGCCAACCCCACCAGCUCCCGGCUUCUCGAACGCUCUUCUGCUCGUCCAGCGGGGAGACUUCAGGGCCUGCCUCGUCAGGCCAGAUUGCAGCCCGCGACCUUCCCGGAUCAACCAAGGGCGAGGCAUGUUGCCCAGCAAGGCUGCCGCCUAACUGAGCCUCCCGGGGAACAGCCAUGACCAAAGCCCCGCGGGCCCAGGCGCGGGCACCUACCCCUACCCGCGCAGGCCUGUGGGAGCGCAGGGGCCGAGGCCGAGACGCUGGACUUCAGCUCCACACCUCUGACAACCCGGGAACGUCUGCGGAGCCCGGGGGAACAAUCAGCGGGCUCUGCGUCCCAGGAGCUGGGACACGCCUGCAAGGUGUGUGAUCCUUUAAAGAUCCUUAGUACUAGUUUUGUAGGGAGCCUUUGUUAUAGCUUUGUCAGCCUGCGCGCCUUCAGCAGCUCCCCCUCCCGGGCCCCUCGGUUCCCUCCGGGCUCGCCCCCAGCGGAGAGGGCCUGGCGCAGGGGAUCUGCCCAGGAUCAACUGCCCUCUUCCAGCUCCCCUUCUGCGAGAUUCUUUUCCUUUGGUUACAAUCUCCCCUCCGUGCCUGGGGCAGAUAAACACGGUUCGCCCCGCCUGCAGUAUUGGGGCGAUGCUGUACUGGAAGAACAGGCUUUCUGAAUGUGACCUCGGGAUGCUGCAGCGGCGCAAUACUGUUACUGCUGAAUGAGUAGCUCUCCUGCCACCGCAGGGCGACUGCGGUGGGCACAGCAGGGCGCACAGAGGAAGGGGUAAUCUGCCCUCCUAGGCUAAGGAUUUGAGGGUUCUGACAAAAAAGAGCUGGUUGAGGAUGACACAGCUGUGAACUAACCUGGCUCCUACGACCCCACAGGGAAACCAGGUACCAGUAGUCUUGGGUACCACUGUCCCCACCAUACCACCAUUGUAAAGUAUGGACUCCUGCUUAGCCAAGGUGCAGCUCUAGGCAGGAUCUCUGAAGGAUGCUCUGGCACAGAGGGUGCAGGUAUGACUUUACCUGCACACAAGCUUACAUGUGCCCUGUCAUAUAUGGCUACACGUUUCCCCAUUUCCCCACAGUCUUCCUAUUUAACUUGUCUUCAUUCCUCCUUUCUAGGGCUUUCCGCCUGCACACAGUCAUUUGGAGAAAAUCAAGUGAGUGCACCUCUCCCCACAGAGGAUUCUGUAUGUUAUGUAACAAACUCACACUGGGAUUCCUCAAGUUACCAUUUUGCCCCAAAUCAGCCAGCACUUGGUUUUCUGGCGGGGGUGUCAGGAUGAUGCAAAUGGAGGUGGAAGCUUCAUUCCCUGGGGGCUUUUAUUCCCCUCCUUGAAGCCCCAGUUCAAGGCCCAGGAACAAAGGGGAAAGGUAACUGAUCUCUCUUUUGGUCUUUCUCUCCCCUCACUUCCACCCCUUCACCUGCAGGACCUCCUCUUUCAUAAAUAGAGGAAAGCCUGUGGGAUCAGGUACAUAUGUAAAUACUGCUGACCUCGGCCGCCCCUCCUCACUGAAAAGCAGAAAGCCCGUUUCAGGUGCGGGCUGCUCCGUGCCUUUGAGUGUCCACCACUUCUAUUCCCCCAGAGUGCGUGGGAUUCAAGGCCACUCACUUAACAUCCCUUUCUUGUUAAAAACAUUCAGGACAACUAUUAAAUAGUUCUUGGAAGAGUUAAAGACCUUCUUUCAGGAGUGAAACGUUUUUAAAGCUGUGCUUGGCAGAAGUCUUUAAGGCGUACAAAGUAGAAUCGGUAGACUUGCCUGAGCGAUUUUGAAAUUUGAAAGAUUUCUCCCCAUGAAGUGGUAAUUUAAAGUAGUUCAUAGAUGCUGUUUUGUUCUAUGAUGGCUUCUUCACUAUUGUCACCUAAAGAUUCUCAAGACCAAGCUACUAAGACAUUUCUUUUCAUUUGGUUAGUUUCUGGGUGAUACUAUGCUUUCUGAUUAGACCUAUUUAAUUUAUUUUUUAACUCUGCAGGAGAGUUUUCAUCCUUGGAAAUGUAAGUGAAACACAGACUCACUUCUGAGACCUUGGUAGGGGCAGAAGGAACAAAUCUGGCUAGCCCCAUUCACACCUGGAAGUUUCCCUGUCUAAACCUGGGUACAGUGAGGAUGGUGGGUUUUGACACCUUUUAUUUUAUUGCUGGCUCAAGAAAAAUUCUUUGAAAUGAACAUCUAUUCUAUUUCAAUGUGCAAUGUUCCAGCCGACUUAAUGGGCUUGCCUUAUGCGGAGAGGCAGUCCUGCAGGACAGAGCUAAUGUGUGGUCUCUCAGGAAGCUCAUCAGAACACCUCCUGUCCCUUUUCUUUAAAAGAAAAAAAAAAAUCUAAAAAGUUUUUGCUUCCCUUUCAAUGUCCAUUCCAUUAUUUUGUAGCUACAAUAAUGAAACAUGGGCAGCAGUGAUCAUUCUUUUUGUCCUAU
Messenger RNA from Pongo pygmaeus (Bornean orangutan), 3414 nucleotides. RefSeq lists its product as uncharacterized. NCBI's taxonomy places the organism in Eukaryota, Metazoa, Chordata, Mammalia, Primates, Hominidae. The record is from RefSeq and is a predicted model, not a curated record. The coding region runs from base 1 to 606 and encodes 201 amino acids. The transcript is spliced from 2 exons.